Leptonychotes weddellii (Weddell seal) is the source of this 2191-nucleotide messenger RNA. RefSeq names its product NIM1 serine/threonine protein kinase (gene NIM1K). Gene Ontology annotation, cellular component: cytoplasm. Gene Ontology annotation, molecular function: ATP binding; tau-protein kinase activity. Gene Ontology annotation, biological process: microtubule cytoskeleton organization; intracellular signal transduction; protein phosphorylation. The record is from RefSeq and is a predicted model, not a curated record. Lineage: Eukaryota; Metazoa; Chordata; Mammalia; Carnivora; Phocidae.
ACCGCGCGGCGCGCGCUCCAGCGCCAAUCGCUCGGAGCUCCUGGCCCGGCGCCGCCGAGCCCGUGAGCCAGGCUCGCCACGAAGGAUGAAUCAGCACCUGCCAAAUUUUUGAGACAGCUCACGGCUUAGAGGAAGGCUCAUCUAAAUAAAGGCCGGCUAAAGUGACAUUGCAGGGACUUAAUCCUUCUCUGGUAGCCCGUGUGACCAGAAGGCUGAUUUGCAAGUUUCUUCUUUCCUGGGGUCCAGAUCAUUGGGUCCCCGGGGCCUGUGACUCGCCAGCAGGAGAAGUGCAAAAUGAAGGAGGUGGGAGCCGAAGGCCAGCAGCAAGGACCUGGGGGCCUCCCUGGGGCUCUCACACACCAGAGUGGAAGAUUCUCGGGCCAUCAAAGGAAAUAGCAAACUGGAGCCUUUGUCCUGGGACGCGGUCACCUACCACAGAGCAUCGGACCGCAUGGGCAGCCAGAAGGUUCCUGGAGCCCGAUCAGGGAAGUGGUUAUGGUAACUGGAUGUGUGUGUGCUGGGACAGUGAGAGCUGGGCAGUGCACUGUGAAGGAAGGUGCGAAAUGUCUGCAGUGAGGGGAGCAGCUCUUGGCUUGGCUGGGCAAGCUCUGCACGCCUGUUCGCCUCCGCCCUCCUCUCCCUGAAGCCACGAGACUACGUGCCUCCGGCAGGCCAGCUGCCAGGGACACGGGGCUCCGGCAGGCCCUAACGCCCCGCACCCACGCCCUGGGCCCUUGGCGCUGCUCCUCACGUGGCCUUCCAUCGGUGCCUCUCGGCCGAGACGGAGAUGUGAGCCUGUGGUGGACGAUGACUGCGGUGUACGCGAAUGGAGGCGGCCUGGUGACACCCCACUAUGCCAGGUGGGAUCGGCGGGAGAGCGUGGAAAGCGGCGGUCCGGGGGAGCGCUGCAAGGACGAGGAGGAGGGGCAGCCCUGUCAGCUGACACCCUUUGAGAAGCUGACACAGGACAUGUCCCAGGAUGAGAAGGUGGUGAGAGAGAUCACGUUGGGGAAACGGAUUGGCUUCUACCGAAUCCGAGGGGAAAUUGGAAGUGGGAACUUUUCCCAAGUCAAGCUCGGGAUUCACUCCCUAACCAAAGAAAAGGUGGCCAUUAAGAUCCUGGACAAGACCAAGUUAGACCAGAAAACCCAACGGCUACUAUCCCGUGAAAUUUCCAGCAUGGAAAAACUGCACCAUCCCAACAUCAUCCGUCUGUACGAAGUUGUGGAGACCCUAUCCAAGCUCCACUUGGUGAUGGAGUAUGCAGGAGGUGGGGAGCUCUUUGGAAAAAUUAGCACAGAAGGGAAGCUCUCGGAGCCGGAAAGCAAGCUCAUCUUCUCCCAGAUUGUGUCUGCCGUGAAGCACAUGCAUGAGAACCAAAUUAUUCAUAGAGACCUGAAGGCAGAAAACGUAUUUUAUACCAAUAAUACUUGUGUGAAGGUGGGUGAUUUUGGAUUCAGCACAGUAAGUAAAAAAGGCGAAAUGCUCAACACUUUCUGCGGGUCGCCUCCGUACGCUGCGCCCGAGCUUUUCCGAGACGAGCAUUAUGUCGGCAUUUAUGUGGACAUCUGGGCCCUGGGGGUGCUCCUGUACUUCAUGGUGACGGGCACCAUGCCCUUUCGGGCAGAGACCGUGGCCAAGCUGAAGAAGAGCAUCCUGGAGGGUGCAUACAGCGUGCCUCCACAUGUGUCCGAGCCCUGCCUCCGCCUCAUCCGCGGCGUCCUCCAGCCCGUACCCACCGACAGGCACGGGAUCGACUCCAUCAUGAACAAUGAGUGGAUGCAAGGGGUGCCCUACCCCACCCCUCUGGAGCCUUUCCAACUGGAUCCCAAACAUUUGUCUGAAACCAGCACCCUUAAAGAAGAAGAAAACGAGGUCAAAAGCACUUUGGAAUAUUUGGGUAUUACAGAAGAGCACAUCCGGAACAGCCACGGGAGAGGAGCCCGGAGCUCCAUCACGGGAGUCUAUCGGAUCAUUUUACACAGAGUCCAAAGGAAAAAGGCUUUGGAAAGUGUCCCGAUAAUGAUACUACCAGACCCUAAAGAAAGGGACCUAAAGAAAGGGUCCCGUGUCUAUAGAGGCAUCAGACACACAUCUAAAUUUUGUUCAAUUUUAUAAAUUGCGUUAAACUGCUGGACAUUAACCAAGAGCAUUGUUGCUGCUUUUAAAUUUUUUCAUGGACAACUUGGGU